This is a messenger RNA of Penicillium subrubescens, 1749 nucleotides long. Its product is annotated as ankyrin repeat domain-containing protein. Gene Ontology annotation, molecular function: RNA binding; RNA nuclease activity; protein binding. The transcript has a single exon. The coding region runs from base 1 to 1749 and encodes 582 amino acids. The record is from RefSeq and is a predicted model, not a curated record. NCBI's taxonomy places the organism in Eukaryota, Fungi, Ascomycota, Eurotiomycetes, Eurotiales, Aspergillaceae. Gene Ontology annotation, biological process: RNA processing.
AUGGAAAUUUUCCCUGAAGCCGACGUUAUCUGGUGGAAUGCGUCCAACUACUACAUUCGCUGUCCAUUCUGUGAGGAAGUUCAUUGCCACGGCAUAAACUGGGAGGCACAGAAGUUGAGAUACUCGCAUUGCGAGAAGAUGGGAAUUUAUCAUUGCUGCUUCCCCAUGAACGAUCAAGGGGAGGUUGCGUACGAAAUCGACAAGAGACGAGGACGUUAUCACAACAUUUGUGUAUCGUAUGAGAGUGAUAGGGAGGAUGAUGAUGAUGUUGAUCGUUUGACGAUUCAAUUUGCUCAAGAGGCUGCCGUCGCAGUACAGAGAGAAGAAAAUUUUACGAGUAUUCACCAAGACGCAAAGGAAGUUGUCACCAUCAAUCCAGGACAUGGAGUCGACCCAUUCGAACAGAAAAGAAUUCUUCAACCGAUCAGUGACUGCGCUAGCGGGGAUGUAGAAGCGGUGCAGAAAUAUCUGGACACCUCUAGUGAAGCGCCCUUGUUCAUCCGGGGCCGAUAUACCGAUGGUCGAACAAACCUAAUCAUCGCAGCAGCUGAGCAGAGCUCGGCGAUGGUGUCUCUUCUUAUUGAGCAUGGGGCUGAAGUAAAUGCUGCUGCCAAGAGUGGAAGGACUGCGUUAAUGGAGGCAGCACUCUUUGGUCGGGUCGAGAACGUCAAGGUUCUCCUCAAGAACAAUGCAGACAAAAAUCUUCGAGAUAUCGAAAACCGACAGGCCAUUGAUUUUGCUCAAGACAAGCGCCGAAACAAACGAGAGAUAUACGAUCGUACCGGGGGCAACUCCAUGUCUUCAUCUUAUCGACGACUGGGUUAUAUCGAGGAUACAUUCCAGAGGGACAUUGAUCGCCAGGAAAUUGUACGCCUCCUCGGAGGAGAGAACCGGAAGUCAAGAAUUGCUUUUGGGAGACCUCCCACCUUAAUCAUGUCCCAGUCCUACUCUUUCAAACACUCGCCUAUGCAAGACUCGCUUGUAUUAUAUGGUCCAAUUGAAGAAUAUCCGAUUAUCCGAAGACGGCAGACGGUGGCACGCCUGGAACGAGGCGGGAAAUUCCCUUCCGUUGGAGCUAUGAGCGGAUGGUCACAUCCCUCUGUCCAGUCUCUCAGGGUCGACGGCAGGCAGUGGACCGAUGACGUAUUUUACAUCUCGGAAGUCGUGGGCCAUAUUUUCCCUCGUGACAACUACGAUCAGGGUAGAGAUGGUCAAUACAAUGCAUGUCAUGCAGAAAAGCAGUUGAUUGCAUACUUCAUUGAUCGUCAUGUAUUCCUCCCACGCGAUGGACAGCCGGACUCAGAACUGAAGACAGAGAUUGAGUUAAACGACGAUGAGCUUGAGGAGUUCCUUUCAACGACUCAAACGGGGCGCCAAGUUACGUCUCUAAGAAAGAGAAAGAAGGACCUAGAGAAUGAGCUAUUCGAUGGGGAUGAAAAGCUCGUCGGUAAACAUAAUCAAAUCCGGGCAUUGAAGUUGGAGCUCAAAUCUGUUGAAACCACCCUAAAUCGGCUAAUCGCUACCCCCCAAGCCGCUCCGCUUUUACGGCUUGAAAGCCAACUGGAGGUUCUAAAUCACCAAAAAGACAGACAUGAGGACCUGAUCAGUAUGGCUAAUGCGCCACCCCCGGCAUCAUUAACCGAGGCGGUUAUAUUGAUAAGCUCGCCUGCUUGCAGGGACUGCAUCAUGUUCAAAGACAAAGUUAAUAUUUUUUUUGGGUUGUCUGUACAAUUAAUUGCGGCACUUUGA